Molecule: messenger RNA, 1289 nt
Organism: Choloepus didactylus (southern two-toed sloth)
Lineage: Eukaryota; Metazoa; Chordata; Mammalia; Pilosa; Megalonychidae
Gene: EAF2
Product: ELL associated factor 2
Exons: 6
Coding region: 92-883 (263 amino acids)
Biological process (GO): regulation of transcription elongation by RNA polymerase II; positive regulation of DNA-templated transcription
Cellular component (GO): super elongation complex
Molecular function (GO): transcription elongation factor activity
Source: RefSeq, a predicted model, not a curated record
GGUGCCGGCGGCUGCAACAACUUGUACUUCAGGUUGAGUGGCAGGAGGUGGUGAACGCGGUUGGCAGAGGCAAAGUCGCGGCUGGAGGAUAAUGAUGUAUGGAGCGAUGGGACCCUUGCACAUUAGCAGUCGCGAGCGGGUUCUCAAGUUGGGCGAGAGUUUCGAGAAGCGACCGCGUUGCGCGUUCCACACUGUGCGCUAUGAUUUCAAACCUGCUUCUAUUGAUACAUCUUGUGAAGGAGACCUUGAAGUUGGCAAAGGUGAACAGGUGACAAUAACCCUGCCAAAUAUAGAAGGUUCAACUCCACCAGUAACAGUUUUCAAAGGUUCAAAAAAACCUUACUUAAAAGAAUGCAUUUUGAUUAUUAACCAUGAUACUGGAGAAUGUCGACUAGAAAAACUCAGCAGCAACAUCACUGUAAAGAAAACAAGAGUCGAAGGAAGCAGUAAAAUUCAGUAUCGUUUAGAGCAACAGCAGCAACAAAUGCGGAAUUCAGCUAAGACUCCCAAUCUUGUAAAACAUUCUCCAUCCAAAGAGAAAAUGUCCCCAGCAUCUCCAAUGGAUGAUAUUGAAAGAGAACUGAUGGCAGAAGCCAGUAUAAUGGACCAGAUGAGCAGUUGUGAUAGUUCAUCAGAUUCCAAAAGUUCAUCAUCUUCGAGUAGUGAGGAUAGUUCUAGUGACUCAGAAGAUGAUGAGUGCAGAUCUUCUCCUUCUGAUCCAGAGAAUUAUAAUUCAGGACAUCAUACUAUGUCUCCCAUAUCACAAUGCAAGAUUCCUGAUAUGGAUGCCAGCCAUAAUAGAUUUCAUGCCAACAGUAUUCUGAUGAAUACUUUAAGAAAUGAUUUGCAACUGAGUGAAUCAGGAAGUGACAGUGAUGACUGAAGAAACAUUUAGCUGUAAAAUAUAAAAUUUACAAGCAUGUGAUCAUUUAUUUUGUAUCAAGAAUAAAAAUUUCCUAAGACUGAGGAAAAUGUAUCCUAACUUUUGAUGAUGAAAAAAAUUAAUUAUCAUUCAGAAUUUUCAGUUGGUAUUAGAUUUUAACCUUUUAUUGAGUGCCAGCAUUUUCAUUGUGUACCUUCAUUUAAUCUUAAUAUAACCUUUAUGAAGGAUAGAUAUUAUUUCCAUUUGACAGAUGAGAAAAGAGACUCAAAAUUUAGGUAACUUGCCCACAAAUUCUUAGUUAACAGCUAGAGUCCAAGUUCAGUGCUCUCUUUUACCACACUGUUGUGUCCAAUUUUGAAAUGUCAAAAUUAUUGUUUUAUAAUAAAUAUCCUUGGUUUUAACUAUA